ACCCCACGUCGUUUCAGAAAGAGAUAGCAUAGAAAAGUAAAUGGAUUCAGGCAGCGUUGAACGAAGGCUCCACACUUUAGCACAACAUUUUAUCGCCGAGAAAGCAGUCAAACCGGGUCCAGAAGCUACUGCCAGCACCGCCUGUUCGAGCAAACGAGCGGCUGUUCUGGUGUGUUUGUUUAAAGGGGAAGAGGGCGACCUGCUCGUCAUUCUCACAAAGCGAGCCUCAACUCUCUCUUCUAACCCUGGGGACGUUGCGCUCCCCGGUGGGAAAAGAGAGGAAGGGGAUGCUGAUGACGUGGACACUGCCCUUCGGGAGGCCAGGGAGGAGAUCGGCUUGGAUCCGUCCCUAGUCAACGUUAUCACCGUUUUUCAACCCAGUUUAACCAAGAAUGGUAUGACGGUGGUUCCUGUAAUUGGCCUACUUUCAGACAUAAAAGCAUUUAGUCCAGCUCCAAAUGCUGCAGAAGUUGAAGCAAUUUUUUAUGUUCCCUUAGAAAUGUUUCUCAAGGAUGAGAACAGAAGAGCAGAGGAGAAAGAAUGGAUGGGACAUAUGUAUCUGUUACAUUACUUUAACUAUGAAGCAGAUGGUAAAGAGUAUGUCAUCUGGGCUUUCACUGCUGGCAUUCUGAUAAGGGUUGCUUCAAUUGUGUACCAAAGGCAGCCGGCAUUUCUCGAACAGAGGCCGAAAUUCUGGAAUUAGGUUUUUAUGUCAACCGGCAUUGCUUGAGUCAAUAUGUAUCAACUUUGAGCUUAGACAAUGA
Messenger RNA from Prunus avium (sweet cherry), 764 nucleotides. RefSeq names its product nudix hydrolase 15, mitochondrial-like. Gene Ontology annotation, biological process: coenzyme A catabolic process. The record is from RefSeq and is a predicted model, not a curated record. Gene Ontology annotation, molecular function: coenzyme A diphosphatase activity. Lineage: Eukaryota; Viridiplantae; Streptophyta; Magnoliopsida; Rosales; Rosaceae.